Molecule: messenger RNA, 1803 nt
Organism: Myotis daubentonii (Daubenton's bat)
Lineage: Eukaryota; Metazoa; Chordata; Mammalia; Chiroptera; Vespertilionidae
Gene: GYPA
Product: glycophorin A (MNS blood group)
Cellular component (GO): plasma membrane
Source: RefSeq, a predicted model, not a curated record
GGUGGGCCUGGCAGAUAACAGGGUGCAGGCUCGGGCUGGAGGCUGACACUCCACCGUCCCAGCUGCUCCUCGUGCCCUGACUUCUGUGAGCCAGCUCAUGAUCUCAGGAUGUAUGAAAAAAUAAUAAUUGCAUUACUAUUGUCAGGUUAUAUUUUGACAUCAAAUGCCACCUCUGCACCUCCGACGGACAGCGUUGAUCAAACAUCAGUGGCUGCGACUCCCUUACCAGUUGAACAUACUCCUGCUAAUCAAAGAACAACGGAACUUCCAGUUACAAGAAAAGAUCCACCUGCCACACAAGGACAAAGCAAAUACCUUAAGCACAUGUUCUCAGCACCAGUGACAAUAGUCAUUAUUUUUGGGGUGUUGGCUGGUGUCAUUGGAACUAUACUCCUUUUUGCUUAUGUUAUUGGCAAACUAACUAAGAAACGUUCACUUAAUGUGCAAUCUACAUUCUCACAUGACCCAGACGCUCCUUUAAGUUCUGUAGAAACAGGAAAUCCAGAAAUAUAAUCAAUGAGAAUCUGCUCACCGAGCCAAAUUUUGGAAGAACUAAAGGACAUGAGACUUCAGUCAAGUGAAAAGUUAACAUGUAAUCUGGACACGCUAAUAAAUAGUAUACAUUCCUAAAUUGUACAAUUUCAAGAUGAAAAUUUCAUCAUAAUGAGCCCUGUGACUCAAUGAUGGAAAAUGCCUCUACUUGUUAAAAUUUCAAAAUGAAGAACAAAUAGUUUCUUUCAAAUAGUUGCUUCUGUGUGUUAACAUAAUUUUUAUAGUUAAUUGAUUUGGAAUUCUAGUCUAUUGUAUUUUAAUAAUUGUGCUGUCAAGUGAAAGGCUUGUAUUAUUAUAGGUAAAAUCUACAUUCUUUUCCCAUUCUAAACUUCUGAAUCUAUUUUCAUUUUAAAUAAAAUCUUAUCAUUUCCUUCAUUACUGAAUAAGCAAGAUAUGCUAAUACACUAAUGGUGAUGAAAUCUUUAGUCCCAAUAAUAAAGUGUGUACUUGGAAAUAAAUGCCUUGCAUACAUACAUACAUAUAUAUGUGCAGACACAUGUGUGUAUAGGUAUAGGCGUAGACAUAGAUAUAUAAAAUGACACUUACAUUCGUCCUUUAAUGCAUAAAUCAAUACAAAAAGUUUUUCCCAUUAAAAUAAGUGAAAUGUUACAUAUAUAUAAACGGCUCAUUUAAAUGUGUCUGAUGUUACAGCAUUAACUUCUCCAGGCCACUCUCUGAUGCAUUCAUUGUGUUCCACUGCAAGAGUUACUUAUUAAAUGGUCAGAGAAUCUUGAGAAAGAAAAGAAUUAAUGACUUUUCUUUGCAAAAGAAAACUCUGUAAAUGCAACAAGAUGUGCGAACUUGAUAUGCAGGUGAAUAUUUUAAUAGGUUUCUGUUGCAUUCUUUUUUAGUGUUCUCAGAUAAAUUCUUUAAUCCAUCCAUUCCUAGGUUUUCUAAUUAAGAAGGUUUUGAAAAUUGGUUUAAAUAAUCUAAAAGAAAUUUCUAGAUAUGAGACUCAGGCUUUGUGCCUAUACUGCUGUCACUCAUUUAUAGUGAAACAUAAGUAGCAGUAUAAAAACAAAGAAGUACCUUCCUGUGAUAUUCUACUUCCACAUUAGUAAAAAUCCAUGUGGCUUUCCAUUGAUGUGCGAUAAUAAGGAAUAUUAUGUACAUAUCUGACCUGCCAACUUAAAUUUAUUUUUUAAUAAAUUAAAAAAUUUAAAUCUUAACCUGCUUGUAUGUUCAGAGAAUGUUCUUAUACUAAGUUGUCUUUUUAAAAUAAAGAAUAAAAACAGCACAAUUCUGUUGGUA